AUGAAAUUUCUCGCCGGCCUGGUGGUGCUCAUAGCCAUUAUUGGGGCUAUUGUGCUUCCACAGAUUUUCUACAUUGUGGAUGAGACGCAGCUCGCCAUAGUGACACGCUUCGGUGAGCCACGGGUUUCCAUUACAUCGCCGGGCCUGUAUGUGAAGACACCCUUUGUUGAGACGGUGCGGUACUUCGAGAAGCGCAUUCUCAUAUUUGACGCGCCGCCGGACUCGUUGCUGACCGAGGACAAGAAGCGUCUUGUUAUCGAUGUGUAUGCGAGGGCGCGCAUCGUUGAUCCUCUGCUGUUCUUCAAGACGGUGAAUUCGGAGGCUCAGGCGACAUCACGGGCGAUUGACAUCAUCGGGUCGGAGCUACGCCGGGAGAUUGCUCUCGACACGCAGAUAGAAGUUAUUCUAGAGACGCGUGAGGGGAUAAUGAACCGCGUGCGCGACUCGGUAACGCCGAAGCUGCUGGAUUUCGGCAUUCAGACGGUUGAUGUGCGUAUCAAGCGUGCGGACUUCCCGGACACCAUCGCGGACAGCGUGUAUGCGAGGAUGCAGGCAGAGCGCCAGCGCAUAGCCGACCGCGAGCGCGCGGAGGGCUUUGAGCGUGACGCCGAGGUGCGCGCCAAUGUUGACAGGCAGGCUGCCAUCAUCCGCGCGGAAGCGGAGAGGGACGCGCAAAUUAUACGCGGUGAGGGCGAGGCUGAGGCAGUGCGAAUCUUCGCAGAGUCUCUUGGACAGGACCCUGAGUUUUAUGCCUUCCAGCGUAGUCUUCAAGCGUAUAAGGUUUUCCUGCCCGAAAACGGCACUACGUUUGUGCUUCCUGCUGAUAGCUCGCUCUUCCAGUUCUUGCAGACUCCAGGCGGCAUUGGGCAAUUCGAUGUGCCGCAGGUAUCUGCUGAAUCAACUGAAUCAACCGGGUCCGAGGUGGCGCUUGAGCUGCUUGCAGCCAACUACCUCGCGGGCAAGCUCGACGUUGGAGCGAAUGAGCUUACUCUUGUAAGGACUAACGCUACGGAGUGGUCGGACGCCAGCCUUGGCUGCCCCCGUCCGGACAUGGCGUACCCUCAGGCUGUAACGCCCGGUUUCGAGAUCACCUUCGAGCAUGAAGGCGGGAACUACGCCGUGCAUUCCAACGGCGACGCCUCGUAUAUGACGUCCUGCCAGUAG
This is a messenger RNA of Geodia barretti, 1164 nucleotides long. Lineage: Eukaryota; Metazoa; Porifera; Demospongiae; Tetractinellida; Geodiidae. The record is from the annotation of a GenBank genome assembly.